AUGAAAAUUGAACCACCUGUUGUAUGUGCUACAGUGACACUUCGAGGCGAGAAAGUAUCUCUAGGAGUGACUGAUGCAGAAUUAGAUACAGUAACAGAAAAUGCAGCAGAAGUACCUAAAGAAGCAAUACUAACAGAAGUAGAAUCAACAGCAGCAUCAGAAGAACCACGUUCAGUAACAGCAGAAGUAACUCCUCCAGCAUUAGAACGAGCUCCUACAGCAGUAACACCAUCUCCCUCACCAGCAGUAACAGCACAAACUACUUCACCAGAAAUAGCAGAAGAAACACCUUCAGCAACAGCAGAAGCAACUCCUCCAGCAGUAGAACUAGUUCCUAUAGCAGCAGCACCAUCUCCCACACCAGCAGUAGUAGAACCAACUCCUUUACCAGUAAUAGCAGAAACAACUCCUCCACCAGCAGCAACUAAACCAACUUCACCAACAGCAGAAACAGUACAAGCUCCUCCUCCAUCACCUUCAAGAGUAGCAGAAAAGAAUAGACCAGUCACAGCUCAAUUGGUUUCAAUGGAUAUUUUCAAAACUAAAACCAAAGUGUGGAUGAAGAAAAAUACUUUCUACAGUGUAGAAGAAUUUCAGAAUAGUUGUAAAGAUGAUCUAAUUUAUUGA
Schistocerca serialis cubense is the source of this 627-nucleotide messenger RNA. Its product is annotated as calphotin-like. NCBI's taxonomy places the organism in Eukaryota, Metazoa, Arthropoda, Insecta, Orthoptera, Acrididae. The record is from RefSeq and is a predicted model, not a curated record. The transcript has 3 exons. Bases 1 to 627 code for a protein of 208 amino acids.